AGCUGCUACGUAACUAAUUAAUUGGCCCACUGUAACAUAUGGCAACAAAGCACAAACUCGUGCUGUCGUGCAUGUAUGGUAUAGCUUGUUCGCUAAAUAAGAUACUAAAAGGAUAAUCUGUGGCACACAAGUCGACCAAAUAUUCAUAGCCAGACAUAAUCCCUUCAUUUCUUGUACGGAUAAGAGUAACUACUUGUCUUAAAAAGAGAUAUGGAAGGAAAAGGAAUAAUGUUUGUAGUAUUUUCUUUGGUAUGUGUUGUGUUGCUGAAUUUGUUGUGGAGUAUAUUGAAGUGGGUAUGGUUGAAGCCUAAAAGAUUAGAAAGAUGUCUCAGAAAGCAAGGUUUCCAUGGUAACUCUUAUAGGCUACUCUAUGGAGAUACCAAAGACAAAGAAAGGAUGCUGAUUGAGGCUAGAUCGAAACCCGCUAUGCCGUAUUUAUCAAAUGAUCAUCUUUCACGUGUUCUUCCAUUCUUUCAACACACUGUCAAUACAUACGGUAAAAGAUGUUUUAUGUGGAAUGGUCCAACGCCCUUGGUUACGAUUUCGGAACCAGAAUUGAUGAGAGAAGUGUUUAUGAAGAUAAACGAGUUUCAGAAGCCACAAUCGAACCAUUUUUUUAAGCAGCUCGCAACUGGUUUGGUUCAAGUAGAGGGUCAUGUAUGGGCCAAGCGGAGGAAGCUACUCAAUCCAGCUUUUCACAUUGACAAGCUAAAGUUUAUGCUUCCUGCAUUUUGGACAAGUUCAUAUCACAUGAUCCAAGAAUGGGAAGAACAGGCGUCAGAGACGGGGUCUUGUGAGAUAGAAGUAUGGUCACAUUUGCAUAAGCUAUCUGCAGAUGUCAUUUCAAGAGCUGCGUUUGGAAGUAGUUAUGAAGAAGGGAAAAAAAUAUUUGAAUUCAUAAACGAGCAAAUUAUGGUUGCCAUGCCACUUAUAAAUUCAGUUUAUAUCCCUGGAUUGAGGUUUGUCCCAACUAGGGCACAUAAGAGGAUGGCGGACAUUGACAAACAAAUCCGCACUCUACUGAAAGGUAUUAUUGACAAUCGUAAGAAAGCGAUGAAGAUGGGAGAAAAAUCGAAGGAUGAUUUGUUGGGUUUAUUACUAAACUCAAGUUUCCAAGAUAUUCAAAAUGGAAGUAAGAAGCAAAAUUUGACUAAGUUGGAUCUUAAAGAAGUGAUUGAUGAAUGCAAGAUAUUCUACUUAGCAGGCCAAGAAACUACUUCCACAUUACUUGUAUGGACAUUAAUUUUACUUGGAAAACAUCAAGAAUGGCAAGCACGAGCACGAGAAGAGGUUCGAAAAAUAUUUGGAAAUGAAAAACCAGAUCUUCAUCAAUUAAAUCAUCUAAAAACGGUAAACAAGAUUCUACAGGAAGUUCUUAGAUUAUAUCCCCCUGUGUCUGAGAUAAGUCGCACAGUUAAAGAAGACAUCAAAGUUGGAGAAAUCUUCUUGCCUAAAGGAGUGUUAAUCAAUCUUCCAAUACUACUUGUACAUCAAGACGAAAAGUAUUGGGGACCUGAUGCUAAGGAGUUCAAGCCUGAGAGAUUUAGUGAAGGAAUUUGUAAGGCGAGCGGAGGGAACAUGUCAUUUUUCUCAUUUGGUUGGGGGCCAAGAAUAUGCAUUGGGUCUAAUUUUGCCAUGAUGGAAGCUAAAUUGACAUUAGCUUUAAUUUUGCAACGCUUCUCUUUUAACCUUUCACCAUUGUAUGCUCAUGCACCUUCAGCUCUUGGAACUCUUCGUCCUCAGUUUGGUGCUCCGAUAAUAUUUUAUCGACUAUAGGAAGGUUAUUGGAAAAUUACUUGUACAAUUGUACUACUGAUAUGUAUCUUUGUGGUGUUUUGAAACAAGGUCGAUCAUGUAAUAAUAACUAUGACUUCUUACCAAGUUAAAUAACUAUGAAUUUAAUA
This is a messenger RNA of Chenopodium quinoa (quinoa), 1904 nucleotides long. Its product is annotated as cytochrome P450 CYP72A219-like. The transcript has 6 exons. Bases 211 to 1776 code for a protein of 521 amino acids. Gene Ontology annotation, molecular function: iron ion binding; oxidoreductase activity, acting on paired donors, with incorporation or reduction of molecular oxygen; monooxygenase activity. Lineage: Eukaryota; Viridiplantae; Streptophyta; Magnoliopsida; Caryophyllales; Amaranthaceae. The record is from RefSeq and is a predicted model, not a curated record.